CUAUCAUCAACAAUAACAACAACAUCGCCAUUGUCGUCAUCAUCCAAUCACUAAUUCUACUUUUUAAAUCUCUCAAUCAACCUUGCAUGGCUUUUUCAAGAGUCACAUUUUAUAUGUGUAUAUGAACAUUACUUGAGUAUUGUUUAAGUCUUGUCUGAUUCUAAUGAAAUGUAGACCUAUGGUCAUGAAAUUCAAUUAACUACUCAUUUAUUAGAUCAAGAUAUAUUCAAGGCAGAAGACAAAAAAGUAACUCUACACAGAGGCAGCACUACAGGGGAAAAAGGCAUUCACAUUUUGAUAUUUCAAGAGGUGAAAAUAAACAAUACAACAAAAAUAAAAUACAAGGUGAUUCGCAAACCAUGAGUCUCACCUGAUUUCAUGAUCAAUAAAAUAUGCAAUAUGAUCUUGUGACCCCUAGAUGACCUUUGACCUCAAGGAUUAUAUGUGCUAAGUGUGAACAUAUUUGAUGCAGAAAUAAUAAAAUGAGAGCAAGUUGAACAGAAAUUUUAACAUUUUUGUAACAGACCAACAGACUAGCAGACUAACAGGAAAACAUCUCUGCCAAAUUUCAUUCAGACGAGACAAAUAGGGAGAAGAAAAUAGAAGAACUGAAGAGAAAGGAUCAAGUCAAGAUGUCUAUAAUAUCUUUGAUUAAGUUUUUAAAACACACAGGAGAUGGAGGGAGAGUUUGCAAUUUAACCCUAACUCUAACAUCUUGUCUUAUGAAUGGCACUCAAUAAAAGGACCUGAUAAACCCUCAUCAAAUGCUACAUGAUGUAUAAACUUGCAUACAGAAACACUAGACUGCCAACAAUUCCCAGGGGGGGGGGUCAAAUUUAUUGAUGUACACAUGCGUGACCAAAUUAUUUCCAAACACCCCCUAAACAAGUUUUUCUCUGUAUGCAAAAUAACCCUCUAAACAAGUUUUUCGUGGGCUUCAUUUAUACAUUUUGGCCCCUAAACAAGUUGUCCCCCGCGGGGAAAAAGCUUGGGAAAAAUACAUACCCUAAACACGUUUGGCUAGCCUUAAAAAAAUAAAGCUUUGGAAAAAGAAACAUACCCUAAAUUCGUUUGACCCCGCGAUUGACCAUUGACCAGUCUUUCAAAACCAUCCCUUUUUUUGAAAAUAAGUGUUUUUUAUACCCUUAACGAGUGCACACGCAGCCCGCAUCCAAAACUGAAAAAACACCCCUUUAAACAAGUUUUUUUGGGUCACGCAUGUGUACAGCAAUAUAUUAGACUGACCCCCGGGCAACAAUUAUGCUAGAAAUUAUUGUCCAACUGUUUGUGUUCAUUUUGAAAUUUUGUGAAUAGAAUCUGACUAAUGAUUACUGAUCUGCCCUUCUUUUCCUGUAAGUUCACCUACAUAAAAGUUUGGAAAUUUUAUCAAAGCAAAGAACAAACAUGAGAUUGGAAUUAUGUAGAUAUACUAAAAUAGACUAAAUUGACCCAAUAACUUGGAAGCCAGGAAAACUCCUUCCUGAUUAUACUCAGUUUUCUGUCGUAUUGUUUAGAUCAGCUUAUCUAAUAUCCUGGAAAUAGAGGUUUGUUGUAUACAAUGAGAGUACCGUACAUCCUUUACGUUCAUCCUCUACCUCUCUCUCUAUCUCUCUUUCUUUCCCUCCCUCUCUCACUCUCUAUCUCUAGUUACUUAAACCAUUUUGCGCAGGACACAUUUUUGUAUAAAAGGAAAGAUGAAAGCUGAAUUUGGUCAGUUGUUAUUACCAUACCAAUCAACUUACUGUAGACUGAUAUUCACUGAUCUCUAUGAAGCAUUUGAUCUGAUCUCCACUCCAUCAUUCAUGUCAGUUAUCAAACUUUAGAUACUGAGAGAAAUACAGUUAUUUCUGGCUCCUAUUACCUCUAUCUCAUCAACAUGUACCCAAAAAGAUAUUUAGCAUGGCAAGAUUUCUUGCAAAUAGCCUUGCUGGUGCUCUCUUUAGUGGUGUUUGGUGAAGCUGUGACAAUGACAACAAGUGCUACUCCACGCUGCAUCUAUAAUGACAUUCCUGAAGAUCUUUCUCAAGAAUGUACAACAAUAACUAUUCAAGGUGGAAAUCUGGGUGUUUUGUCAAAAGCGUCUUUCAUCAGCUUAAAUGAAAGUACGAAUGUCCGGAAAUUGGUGAUAUCUGAUAAUCAGAUAACUGAAAUUGAAAGAAAUGCUCUGCAAAAUUUUCCAUUCCUGGAACAUCUUGAUGCUUCUGACAAUUUAAUAGGGAACCUUGACCAAGCUGUGUUUGAAUCUCUACCAGAAUUAUCAAUCCUCUACCUUCAAGGCAACAGAAUUAGCAACAUUUCAAACAGAGCUUUUCAAGGCUUAGACAACUUGGAAGUUUUACGCCUUGAUGACAAUCGACUAGAAAAUAUUGAAACAUUCUUAGUAAAUGUUCCUAGUUUGGAUGUAUUAAAUCUCACAUUAAAUCGCAUUACAGAAAUCAGUUCUAAUGCCUUUGAUGGAAUGACCAAACUACAUUACCUAUACUUAGGAUACAAUCGCUUAAUUGAAAUGCCAGAAGCUUUAACAGAAGAUAGAAUGAAGAAGCUACAUGUGUUAAACAUGAGAAGUAACCUGAUAAAGGUUUCUUUUGAUUCAUCAUACCUGCACUAUGACUACUUAGAAGAGCUGUACUUGACAAACAAUGAUAUACCUGAGCUCUCUGAUGAUGUCUUUAAGUAUCUUAGGAGGCUACAAGUACUGCACCUUGACUACAAUCGUCUGACCAACUUCAAUGCUUGGCUGGUACAUCAUCCACAAGGACUCCAAGAGAUCAAACUGGAUAACAACCCAUGGAAUUGCAUAUGCAACAACACAGAGGUAUGGUCACUUCUUAAAAAUCAGAGAAACCUGACAAUCAUUGAACAAGAAUCUACCUUUUGUGCCACUCCAAGUACCAGAAGGAGGGAGGUUACUUUUGAUUUUAUGCAAACUUGUGAAAGCAAACCUGUUUUAUCAACCACUGCAGUAAACAUUAUAAUCAUUUCCUCUGCAAUCCUUGUAACAUUUAGUUUAGUGUCUGUCUGUAUGUUCUACAUUCGAAGAAAGUGCCAUCAAAAGAAAAAGAUGAGAGUAAAUCCUGUAUCUCCUCAAACUAGUAUGACAACAACAGACAGUCAGGUUGAACUUCCAAAACAUGAAUACUUGUGUCAUGCAAUCAGUCCAAAAUCUCUGUCUCCAAGCAUCACAAAUGGACCAACAAAACCCACUAAUAUUGUAGCUGGUGAUAGCUCAACGCUUCGAUCUCAUAUCUACGAUAAGCCAGAAUUCAAGGAAACAUUAUGCUGUGAUCCAUCUUUAUAUAUUAAUGACAAGAUUGUUAAGAUGAAUCUUCAGAGAUGUAGGAUAGACCAAACAAGAAGCAAGGAUGUAGAAGAGGAUUUAGAUUCUGACACUGAUUACUACUUGGUUCCUAUUGAAUUGACACCUGACAAAAUGAAAUGACAAUUAUUAUCAACAUGCCAUGAAAGCUAGUUUGAAGCUCACAUUUCUUGUGUAUUUAAUGUAAAUAAUAAUAUUGUAUAUUUUUGUAACCUGUAAAUAUGGUUCAAAUAUUUUUGUUUAAGUUAAACUUACUGAUACUUCACAUGUUUUAUUUAAUCUUGAUUAUCCUGCUUAUUUGGAACAGACAGACUAAAACAAUUAACUAGUGUGGUGAUGUUCCUAACUAUUUUCAAUGCUGCACAAAGGAAACCACAAUUGAAGAAAAUGUUUUGUCCUAAAUUGGGUAAUUAUUGUUCAUUUGUAAGUCAAGUCAGCAGGCAAAGAAACACAAAAGCACCAGUUAAUCUAGGCUUUGCCCCCCCAAAAAAACUAAUUACUCUUUUUAACAAGUGUAAUUCAUUUUUCAAUGAAGUAUUAAAAUUUAUAAAUUGAACUUGUUGAUUUGUAAAAACUAAAUCAAUUUAUAUGUCAGCAUAAUAUAGGCAAGAGUACAGUUAUGUAGAAUUUACAUGUACCUGCUUUGAUAUGAAGGGGUGUGCUCAUAUAUUGAUAAAAUCAACAGAAUUCUAGCUUACGAUCACUUUCUGAAAACAAGAUAUGUUAAAACGCCGCAGACAAGUUACAAAAAUAUUAGUCCGGCAGCCCGGGAGAUUUAUUCAACCGAAAGCAGGACAAGCAAAUGACCCCUUAGCUGGACAGCAUGGACCUUGAAGUUUACAAAAAUGCAUUGCUGCCGUGUUUUAUCCGUGGUCUUCCCGCCAAAAUGACAUACUCUAUGACGUCACUACAAAAUGGCCCUAUUUCACCAUUUUUUAGACAUUCUACACAUAGCAUGAAGUCAAGGGAGAAUAUCUCAGCCAAACCGUGAUUGUUUUGUAUGAAACUUUCAAACUAUAUUGUUCAAGUAGUGCAAAAGAGACAUGCAAAAUUUCAUGAACAGAAAUUAUUGUUUACAUAUGCAAAUUACGUCAUGAAAUUUGCGUAUCAUUAGUUUGGGAGAUUUCUUGCUUUUAAAAAUGUCGAAAAUCGAUUUAGAAAUUUUUUUUUUUUUUUAGUGUACUUUUUUUGAUAUAUUUCCUGUCAAGCAUAAUAUCGUUCUCUUCAUCUAUAUCUCUACUUUUAGAAAAUAUAUGUCAGUAAUUGAAAAUGACAUUAUAGACUGUGAUUUCAGCCCCCUUUUCAAUAUGGUGCAUACAUAAAAAUUUGUUUUUUGGCCCAUUUCACCAUAUAGCUGAGGUGUGCGAACGAUAUGCCUACUUUAUGGAUGUUUCCUGCAUUUUACAUGAUAUUAAAUCUUCCACACAACAUAUUUUCAUCUUCAUUAUGUCUCUGUUAAUAAAUAAAUGAUUUCAGCAAAGAUUGAUUGCCCACUGGGCAGUCUAUAGGCUACGUUUUCAGCCUAUUUUUUAACAACGAACCUAUACCAUGUAUGACUGCAUUAUUGUAGUCGAGUCGGAAAUGGGGGUUCCUGUGCUCCAUCAAAAUAUAUUUUUAAUAAUAAUAAUAAUAUACAGUUCUAAUAUAGUGCAUAUCACAAUUAUGAACAAUGUCUCUAUGCGCUUCCAAAGGACUUGGAUAUUAUUACCCCAGCUUUAGCUUGGCAGCCGUAAUUACCAAGAUUACAGCGCACACACAUUUCAAGGAAUAAAUUCCUGCCAGGUACCCAUUCACGUCACCUGGGUUGAUUGCAGCACAAUGUGGAUAAAUUUCUUGCCGAAGGAAAUUACCCCAUCUCUCAUCACCUUAAUUUUUCAUUUAAAGGUAUUGAAAAUAAUCUUAUUCUACAACAAAUUUUCAUGAAAUUUUCAGCGUUAUGAUUUACUCAAUAAACUUGCUGUUUGGGUGGACUUUACCUUGAUGACUAAUAUCGAAGUAACAUAAAUGACGUAAAAUGCAAUUACAUAUAUGAGUUUGGAAAUAUUGUACAUUUGUGAAUAGUAUUAAAACAAACUAUUAAAAACAAA
This is a messenger RNA of Lytechinus pictus (painted urchin), 5403 nucleotides long. Its product is annotated as leucine-rich repeat transmembrane neuronal protein 4-like. The transcript has a single exon. Gene Ontology annotation, molecular function: protein binding. Gene Ontology annotation, cellular component: extracellular matrix. The record is from RefSeq and is a predicted model, not a curated record. Bases 1877 to 3439 code for a protein of 520 amino acids. NCBI's taxonomy places the organism in Eukaryota, Metazoa, Echinodermata, Echinoidea, Temnopleuroida, Toxopneustidae.